AUGGCAGCGGUUGGGUCUGGCGGUUCUACCGCGGCUGCUGCGCCAGGGGCGGUCUCCGCGGGGGCGUUGGAGCCUGGAACCGCGAGUGUGGGUGAGACAGGCCGUGGCCGAGCAGGCGGUGGUGCUCACCGGCGCCUCAAAUACAUAUCCCUAGCUGUGCUGGUGGUCCAGAAUGCCUCCCUCAUCCUCAGCAUCCGCUACGCCCGCACACUGCCUGGGGACCGCUUCUUUGCCACCACUGCUGUGGUCAUGGCCGAAGUGCUCAAAGGUCUCACCUGCCUGCUGCUGCUCUUCGCACAGAAGAGGGGUAACGUGAAGCACCUCGCGCUCUUCCUCCACGAGGCUGUCCUGGUGCGGUAUGUGGACACGCUCAAGCUUGCAGUGCCCUCUCUCAUCUACACCUUGCAGAAUAACCUCCAGUAUGUUGCCAUCUCCAACCUGCCAGCUGCCACUUUCCAGGUGACGUACCAGCUGAAGAUCCUGACCACGGCGCUGUUCUCUGUGCUCAUGCUGAACCGCAGCCUUUCGCGGCUGCAGUGGGCCUCCCUGCUGCUCCUCUUCACGGGCGUUGCCAUUGUCCAGGCACAGCAAGCUGGUGGUGGGGGCCCUCGGCCACUGGACCAGAACCCUGGGGCAGGCCUGGUGGCCGUCGUGGCCUCUUGUCUGUCCUCGGGCUUUGCGGGCGUCUACUUCGAGAAGAUCCUCAAGGGCAGCUCGGGCUCUGUGUGGCUGCGAAACUUGCAGCUGGGCCUCUUCGGCACGGCGCUAGGCCUGGUGGGGCUCUGGUGGGCCGAGGGCACUGCUGUGGCCCGCCGCGGCUUCUUCUUUGGCUACACGCCGGCCGUGUGGGGCGUGGUGCUCAACCAGGCCUUUGGCGGGCUGCUGGUGGCUGUUGUCGUCAAGUACGCCGACAACAUCCUCAAGGGCUUUGCCACCUCCCUAUCCAUCUUGCUGUCCACGGUUGCCUCCAUCCGCCUCUUCGGCUUCCACGUGGACCCGCUGUUCGCCCUGGGCGCCGGGCUGGUCAUCGGUGCUGUCUACCUCUACAGUUUGCCCCGAGGUGCAGCCAAAGCCACCGCCUCUGCCUCCGCCUCCGGGCCCUGCACGCACCAGCAGCCUCCGGGGCAGCCGCCACCACCCAAGCUGUCUUCCCACCAUGGAGACCUCAGCACGGAGCCCUUUCUGCCGAAGUCAGUGCUGGUGAAGUGAGGGCUGGUGGCGGUGGGGGGUGACAGGGAGGGGGACUGGGUGGAGGGUGUUGGGCAUCUGCAGGGACCUGAGCUGCCACUGGGCCUGGCUCCUCUGGGACUGGAAGAGUUUUCUCCCAGGUCAUGGAGACUUCUGGAGGGGCAUGGGACGGGGUGGGGCGUCACACGAACCCUUCCUCGCAGACUGGAGGGGGCUUUGAGAGCUGCCUCCUCUGCCCCAGCCAACCCCUUUCGGGGACUGGGUUGACAGUGUUGUCAUUCAAGGCCUUUCUUUGCCUGCCUGCCCUCAGCUGGAGGUGUCCUGUCUUCCAUGCCUGGGAGAGCCCCUCCUAGCAGCCCCUCCACCUUUGUAAGGACAAAUCGGACAAAAAUGUUACAGCUCUUUUAGUGAUGGAUGCCUACCUGUGGGGUUCAGCUUCCUGUAGCUUGAGGCCUUCUUGCCUCCCUCACAGCCGCAGUGGAUCAUGUUAGCAGUUCGGGUCUUUUUUGUACGUGGCCUUGGGGCAGCUUCCCUGACGGGAGACCCUUGAUAAUGGGCCUGUCGUGGGCACCCCGGAGAGAGGCAGGGGCCAGAGCUGACACGUGUUGCAUCGGCCCAUUCCUGGGGAGGGUACAGUGCAAUGGGGGCCGUUUGUUUUUUUAGUGGUCUGGGAACUUGUGGUGUAAUCAGAUAAUUAAUAAUCCAGGGUGCGGGGAGGGGGAAAAGGUCCUUGGAGUGGCUGAAUCUCACUGAAAUCUAAGACACUGUCAGAUGCCGGAUGCAGGGUUCUUUUCCGAGACAUCCCAAAAGGGAAGCUAAAGCUGCUGACCACAGCUCUGGUAACGCACUGGCCGUAUGAGGCGCCCUCGCUCUGGGACAGGGUGAGGGGUCUCCAAAUCGCUGAGAUGUGGAACCUGCCCCCUGCACUCCCUAAAGCUUAUUAACCCCUUAACGGUCUCCCAGGAUGUGCGUGCGCGCGCACACGUACACGUGCACACACACACACGGGGGAGAUGCCUGGGCUAUCUUUGCUCUAUGUAAAUAGGGUCGUUGGAUCUUUAUUUUUGAUUAAGUUGUUCUGAUUUUUUUGGCUUGUUUUCUAAGGAACUGUAAUGAACAAAUG
Molecule: messenger RNA, 2311 nt
Organism: Enhydra lutris kenyoni (northern sea otter)
Lineage: Eukaryota; Metazoa; Chordata; Mammalia; Carnivora; Mustelidae
Product: solute carrier family 35 member A2
Exons: 5
Coding region: 1-1209 (402 amino acids)
Biological process (GO): pyrimidine nucleotide-sugar transmembrane transport
Cellular component (GO): Golgi membrane
Molecular function (GO): UDP-galactose transmembrane transporter activity
Source: RefSeq, a predicted model, not a curated record